GCACAGAGCAGGGACACGCAGGGCCUGGGGCAGCAGUGAGGGAACACGAAGCCCAGAGCUCAUACUCAGUCAUCAUGUGUAGAGCACAGGCCGGGCUUGACUGGAUGAGAUCUCGGUGAGUGAAGACAAGCCGGAUAUGAAUGACAGCACAUGGGUAGAUAAGUCGGGGAGCCCCAGUGAAGAAGAGAAGAUGAGGAGCCCUCGGAAUGUGCCAGGCCCCGAGGAUGAUGACUCUUCCUCAGAGAGCUGCAAUGGGAAUGUCUUUUCUGUGCUAAAUCCGUCCACCAUCCCCGCCAGCACUGUCCUAAGCCACUCUCUACCAGACAUGAAUGGGAAUACCACUGGCUCUGCACUCGAAUUCACUGCCCCAUCCGAUGAACAGCCCAUCAAUCUCAGUGAUAAGAUACGUCCUUCUCCGGGGGUCCCACCAUAUCCAUCUGAAGCUUGUACAACUGAGGCGCUACGUAACCAUGGAAAAUAUGCCCUUAAAGCCACAUCUGAGUCCCCUCCUUACAGCUCAGGAAGUUAUGACUCCAUUAAGACAGAAGUGACUGAAGUAAGUGGCUGCGCAGAGGAUCUGUCAGUGGGUAGAACUCCGGCAGUUGACGAUGACGACGACGAUGACCAUGAAGAUAAUGAUCGUAUUACAGACACGGAAGGGCUGGACCCUGAACGUCUGAAAGCUUUUAAUAUGUUUGUACGCCUCUUUGUGGAUGAAAACCUUGACCGCAUGGUUCCCAUAUCCAAGCAGCCAAAGGAGAAGAUACAGGCCAUCAUUGAGUCUUGCAGCCGCCAGUUCCCGGAGUUCCAGGAGCGUGCAAGAAAGCGCAUCCGCACUUACCUGAAAUCCUGCCGUCGCAUGAAGAAGAACGGCAUGGAGAUGGUGAGAACCGAACCGGAUACUUGCAGGGUCUAUGCCAGGCCAACUCCCCCUCAUCUGACCUCAGCCAUGGCAGAAAACAUUCUGGCUGCUGCCUGUGAGAGUGAAUCCCGGAAAGCUGCCAAGAGGAUGAGACUAGAGAUUUAUCAGACUGCUCAGGAAGAGAACAUCUCAGUAGAGAAGCCCGCAGGGCUUACACAGUCAGCAUAUGUGCUGCCAACAAGCACUUACAGCCAGGAUUCGGUCUCUAUGAAUGGCAGCCUCCAUUAUACUUAUCGUGGACAUGGAUCCAUUGGAGGCAGCCUCCCGCCACCAACUUCACUACAAACUGGAAACCAUUGUAACGGUCCAACUGACCUCAGCAUUAAAGGUUUGGCUUCUGGUAGUACCCAAACUAACGCCACCAACAGGGCAGUGCCAUGUGCCCAGCUCAGCCCUACUGAGAUUGGGGCAGUGCGGCAGCUGAUCGCCGGGUACCGGGAGUCUGCUGCCUUCCUUUUGCGCUCUGCUGAUGAACUGGAAAACUUGAUAUUGCAGCAGAACUGACUGGUGUUCCAGGCUGACCUUCAACCUCAACUACUUGUUCUAAGGACUGAGAUAAGACAAAAAUGUCUCUUUGCCCCUCAGAUAGUCGCAGACACUGAACCUGCUCUCAGAGCAGGAGCCAUACUCUGUUUUGCUGGGAAAUCGGGGACUCUGUGUCUGCACUAAGAGAUUUCCUUUUGCACCCUACUAUUAGAUUGAAGUCUGUCCAGCACAGGGGACAGCCAUCGCAUAUUUAUUGAGAACCGUAUUUCUUUUAGUAAUUUAUUUGUUUUGUUUUGGUUUUCUAUUUCAUUUAUACAAAUAGUUGUUUGGAUCUGUUUUCAAGUGGAGACAUCAGUUUUGUGAGAUGAACCAAUAUUCAGCCUGUCUAUUCACCAGAAACGUGUCACAGAGGCAUGAUUGAUGUAAUUAGUUCCUGGUGAAUGGACAGACUACAUUCUCAUUAAUAUUGGGUCAAUCAACAAAAUAGCUGCCUCUACUGUGUGCAGGUGACGGGUCUGCUUUAAUGAACUAUAGCAUUAAAAAGUAAUUCCAUCUCUCCAGCAGUGGUGCCAUCUGCAACCUUGGCUGGAACCAUUCCACUAUGGCACUGUUUCUCUUGAUCCACUGCACCAUUCCACCCUAUUCCUUGUCUCAAAGAAAAGCAACACUUCACCACAGCUAGGUUCAUUUUCCCAUUGAUUCCUCAGGUCUAGGACCUUUUCGUCAUCUUCCAGACUCAGGCCAUACCAUUCUGCACGUAGGUGGUUUCACACUGUUUUGUGCUAAGCAUUGACAAAGAUCAUUUAUUUCCGAUGUUUACCUACAUCUUUCAUCCAUGGGAAGCUGAAUCAUUAAAUACACGGUUAGCUUACUGCUGCUAUAAUUCACUUUUUUUCAGGUAAACUCAGCUUCCCAGUGCAUAUAUUGACCAUCUGACCUCUCCUGCUUGCUAUCGUUUCUACAAGUUUUGCACAGAACAUAGCAACUAGUACCUUUUGCUUCACACAACUCAGGCAGACAACCGGCUCAACACUCAAUCUGCACUUCCAAUACUAUAGACUGACCUCACAUGUUCACACUCCUGUCUACGCUCAAAGUGCUGUCUCAGUGUAGGUCCACACCAUUUCAGCAUGUUUUUUCAACAUUCCAACAGAUGCCUUCUGAUCAUGAUUUUUUGUGUGUGUUUUUUCUAUAUAUUUGUUUUCUUUUAAUGUUAAACCAUUCCAACUCCCAUUGUCCUCUCCUCCCAGUUCAUGUCAGCUGAGCACUUUCCCAUGAAUGCAUUUUCCUUCGGUCCUUAUCAGGGAGGAUUCAGAGAACGUUGUCUUGUCCUAGCUAGGUAGUCCUUAGCUGUGCUCUGCACCACCUGAAGCAACUGUGGUUUUAUUUUACUGCUGCUGGUGGGUUUGCUUCUACAGGCGCAGAAAGCGGCUGACUUGUAUUUUAUGUGAAGGACAUGGUGGUAGCGAAAUUUUCACCAAGCACUUUGUGGCUAUUUGAAAUCCGAUUUUCUUCUGACCUCAUUUUCAAAAUGGCCACACUUUUCUCUGUCUUAUUAGGUGCAGCUAGGUUUGAUUUUUUUUUUUUUUUUUUCUUGACAUCAGAACAAGAAAUACCAACCUAUUUUAUUUGUAUAUUUUAUGUGGUGCUUUUAAUUCUAAUAUAUAGAUUUAUCUUUUUUUUUUUGCCUUCGCUAAACCAUUCCUUCCAACAGCUUUACCUACAGCCAAUGUGUAUAUUUGUAUGAGUUGAUUCUGAUUUUGGACUCUGUAAGGGUCCUGUUUACAUGUACAGAUGUCCCAAUUCCUGCAAGACCUGGUGUAGAUUAGAAACCACCAGGGGGCACUCCUCUGCUUACUAAAGCCACAAGUACAGGACAGUGAAUACUGGCUUCUUAGCAGACUGAUAUCUUACACGUAUUUCACUUUAUUCCCACUAACUCAGGUAAAACACAUGCACACUUUAUAGGCACUGCGAUCAGAUACAGGUUAACUUAAUACAAGUGUUUCAGAAGAGAUGAAAAAACGAAUCCAUGAUGGACCCUGCUAAUAAGAGAGCAAAUGACACUAUAAUGCUGAAACGGAACCAUAAAGCCAGAUCUAUUACCAUACUGUAAUAACUAGGCGAUCGUCCCUACACAAAUUAGAACACUAAAUCCACUUUUCUAGGCCAUGUGCCUAAGCCCUCAGACAGGUCAGAGCGGCAAAACACUAGCAUCCUACACCCCUUGCACUACCGAGUUGCGCCGUACCUCCACCCGUCCUUGCACUCCACAGCCUCCCUCUCCUUGCACUCAAGAGCAGCCCCUUCUAUAGAUACUUACAGCUGCACUUGGCUCUUCUAAGCAGAUGAGAAAUUUCAAUAAACAUAUAUAUAUAUAUAUAAUAUAUGAAAUAUUUAUUGUUACUUAUAGUGCUUUCUUUAUCCGUAAAUGUGGUUUUAAUUAUUAUAAUUUGUAGAAUGUUUUUGUCAUAAAAAGUGAUGUGUUUAGCAGGCAGACCCCAUCAUUUACAUAAACCACCAAGUUGUCUAUAACGCCGUAAACCCCAUGGUAUUAUUAAAUGCUAAGUGCACUGACUUGCCACAAAGUGGAUCCCUUCCUUUUUAAUAUGUAUGUCAUAUGUUAGGCUGACUAAUGAAUAAACCACUGCAUAAUAAAAUAUUCCACCUUUCAAAAA
This is a messenger RNA of Pseudophryne corroboree (corroboree frog), 4086 nucleotides long. RefSeq names its product nucleolar protein 4 like (gene NOL4L). Bases 137 to 1426 code for a protein of 429 amino acids. Lineage: Eukaryota; Metazoa; Chordata; Amphibia; Anura; Myobatrachidae. The transcript is spliced from 8 exons. The record is from RefSeq and is a predicted model, not a curated record.